Sinocyclocheilus grahami is the source of this 986-nucleotide messenger RNA. It is a transcript of the gene ttc29, whose product is annotated as tetratricopeptide repeat domain 29. Bases 42 to 986 code for a protein of 314 amino acids. The transcript has 8 exons. NCBI's taxonomy places the organism in Eukaryota, Metazoa, Chordata, Actinopteri, Cypriniformes, Cyprinidae. Gene Ontology annotation, biological process: cilium movement. The record is from RefSeq and is a predicted model, not a curated record. Gene Ontology annotation, molecular function: protein binding. Gene Ontology annotation, cellular component: sperm flagellum.
UGUAACUUGUUUGACCUUUAUACACAUGUUUUAGCAGCAGCAUGUCUUCAGCAUUGGUGAGUGGCUCGAGGACUCCUCUCCUCCCAGACAUCUACAAACCCCAUAAACACAGCGAGACACCGACGUCUAAGUGCAGCCCGGAAUGGAUGAAGGAGAAUCCCGUCCAUCCAGCCGCAGAGACAACGCAGAUCCCCACCGAGUCCGCGGAGCCUCUGCGUCAGCGUGUGUGCGUGGCUCUGCUGCGCGAGGGCUGUCCUCGCGCGUUUGCGCAGAUGUUCUCGCUGCUGCAGCGCUGGGACGCAGCGGAUCCGCACGCGCUGCGCACUCUCCAGCAGCGCCUCGCCUCCGCGGAGACCGCCGAGACACACGGACAGUAUGGAGAGGCGUAUGACAACCACAUGUUCUUGGCCAGGUUUUUCACCGAGCCGGAGGACAAAUGGUUAAAGCAUCAUUUCAUUCAGCUGGCCCUCCAUUCAGCUCGCAAAUUCAAGAUGGACUCUGGCAAAAGAGAGGCUGAGGCCAACCUACACAUGGGCCAAGUUUAUUUAGAGAAGGGUCAGCUGGAGCGAGCACAAGAGCAUUAUGAGGUGUUUUAUCACCUGACCAUGGGCCGUACAUGGCAGGACCCCAGCGGCCGCAUGCAUCACUCACGCUCAUGUGAGGAGCUCCAGAAGCUGUUCACGCUGCUGGGACAGAGAUUGCUUCAGGCACAAGACUACACACAUGCCAUCAAGAUGUUCAACGAGGCCUACCAGAUGGCUAAAGAGUCGGGAGAUCGAGGGUCAGAAGGAGAAGCAGCCUAUAGACUGGGCCUGGCGUAUCAGAGCACUGGAGACCAGAAGACUGCUAAACAGUUUUUCAGCGUAUGUAUGGAGAUCUCCACAAUACUUAAAAAUGCAGACAGCCUGGGAAGAGCAUAUGAAGCCAUUGCCAAAUCUCUGGAGAGAAACACAGGCAAACUUUUUGCUCUGCUGUUCGACUCUUGA